UUUCUCUGUCCCUCUGUCUCUGCUGCCUAAAGUCUCUCUCACUCGCACAACUCACUUUUUUGCUUGCACAACAAAACCGUGAGUUAAGAGACAGGAAAUUAGCCAACAGGAACACCAAAUCCAACACUGCACAACCAAAAAAAAAAACCAAAGAAAAACCCGUAAAGACACAGAUCACGAUUACAAAAAGAAAAAAACAAAAUCCUACACAAGAAAAAUUAUUCAUUUAAAUUCUCUCUCUCUCCCUCUCUCGUUUUUUCCCAAUUUUCUCCAUACACCAAAUCCUCCGGUGGGGGACAACUCAGAGCCGCCGCCGCCACCGCCACCGCCACCGCCACCACCCGGACCCCCCCCACAUCUCUCUCUCUCUCUCUCUCCCUCUUCCUUUGUUUUCUAUAUACCCUUUACAUCACAUUUUCGUGAUCUCUCUCUAACUCUGUCUCUCCCUCUUACAUCUCCUUCACUUUUACGCACCCGCAUUCCCCACCACAUAUACUAUACUCUGUUUCUCUCUCUAAAAUCUGCAUUGAGUUUCAAGAUUAAGGCCGGCCAGGUUACGGAGCAGACUUGGCUUGCUAAGGAAUCAACAUCAAAGACUUCUUCGUUUUCAUUUUCCCCCCCACUCUUUUUAUAAAACCACCUAUAUACAAUUUCGUUUCUCUCUCUCUCUCUCUCUCUCUGUGCAUGCGGGACCUUGGUUUGUUGUGAUGGGUGCUCACCUGAAAGGUGUGGAGCGCAAAGUCGGAUCUUUUUACACGGUGCCAGAUCGGUUUCCCGUUUGAGGAUUUCAGUUCAAGAAGCCGGGUUUUGUGGGUUUGAAGUGUCUCAGAUUUGCUGGACUUUGUGUUGUGUUUGAUGGACACGAGAGGUCGGCUCGUUGCUGGGUCUCACAAUAGGAAUGAGUUCAUACUCAUCAAUGCAGAUGAGAGUGGAAGGAUCAAUUCUGUGAAGGAAUUGAGUGGACAAAUAUGUCAGAUUUGUGGGGAUGAGGUGGAACUUACUGUGGACGGAGAGCUCUUUGUUGCAUGCAACGAAUGUGCUUUCCCUGUGUGCAGGCCUUGCUAUGAAUAUGAGAGAAGAGAGGGCAAUCAGGCUUGCCCUCAGUGUAAAACCAGAUACAAACGCAUUAAAGGUAGCCCUAGGGUUGAAGGUGACGAGGAAGAAGAUGAUAUUGAUGAUCUGGACAAUGAGUUUGAUUAUGGAAACCUCAAUGGUCUAGGUUCACGAGAAGUUGCAGAGGCAAUGCUCUCUGAACGCCUCACUGGCCAUGGUUACCACUCCGGUGCAUCUGGAAUCCCCCCUCUCUCAGAAUGUGAGACCUCUGCCCUUAGUUCUGAGAUGCCUCUAUUGACCUAUGGCAAUGAGGAUUCUGAGAUUUCUCCUGAUCAUCAUGCUCUUAUUGUACCCCAAUUUACGAGUCAUGGAAACAGAAUCCGUCCGGUGCCUUUUUCUGAUCCAUCUGUACCUUUGCAACCUCGACCAAUGGUUCCUAAGAAAGAUCUUGCAGUAUAUGGGUAUGGGAGUGUGGCUUGGAAGGAUCGGAUGGAAGACUGGAAGAGAAGGCAGAAUGAUAAGCUUCAGGUGGUAAAGCACCAAGGAGACAACGAUGGGGGAACCUCUGGUGGAAAUGAACUAGAUGAUUAUCCUGAAUUACCCAUGAUGGAUGAAGGCAGGCAGCCGCUUUCCAGGAAGUUGCCCAUCCCUUCAAGCAAGAUAAAUCCAUACAGAAUGAUUAUCAUACUCCGUCUUGUAAUCCUUGGCUUAUUUUUUCAUUAUAGACUUCUCCAUCCAGUUAAUGAUGCAUAUGGCUUGUGGUUGACAUCGGUCAUAUGCGAAAUUUGGUUUGCCGUAUCAUGGAUUCUGGAUCAGUUCCCAAAAUGGUACCCAAUAGAACGAGAAACUUACCUUGAUAGGCUAUCGUUGAGGUAUGAAAAAGAAGGGCAGCCAUCUGAGCUGGCCAGUGUAGACGUCUUUGUGAGUACAGUUGAUCCUAUGAAAGAGCCUCCUUUAAUUACUGCAAAUACAGUUCUUUCCAUUCUUGCGGUUGAUUAUCCAGUAGAUAAGGUUGCUUGCUAUGUAUCGGAUGACGGUGCUGCCAUGCUUACUUUUGAAGCUCUUUCUGAGACAUCAGAAUUUGCAAGGAAAUGGGUUCCUUUCUGUAAAAAAUUUAAUAUUGAGCCAAGGGCUCCAGAGUGGUAUUUUUCACAGAAGAUUGACUAUCUGAAGAAUAAAGUUCACCCAACAAUUGUCAGAGAAAGACGGGCAAUGAAGAGAGAAUAUGAAGAAUUUAAAGUUAAAAUAAAUGCGUUGGUAGCCACAGCGCAAAGGGUUCCCGAGGAUGGCUGGACAAUGCAGGAUGGGACUCCAUGGCCUGGAAACAAUGUACGGGACCAUCCUGGCAUGAUUCAGGUCUUCCUUGGCCAUAGUAGUGUUUGUGACGUGGAAGGAAACGAGUUGCCUCGUUUGAUUUAUGUUUCUCGUGAAAAGAGACCAGGGUUUGAACACCAUAAGAAGGCUGGGGCCAUGAAUGCUCUGGUACGGGUCUCAGCAAUUAUCUCAAAUGCUCCUUAUCUUCUGAACGUUGACUGUGAUCAUUAUAUUAACAAUAGCAAGGCACUUAGAGAAGCCAUGUGUUUCAUGAUGGACCCCACACUGGGGAAGAAGGUUUGCUACGUGCAGUUUCCUCAAAGAUUUGAUGGGAUUGAUCGUCAUGAUAGAUAUUCGAACCGAAAUGUCGUAUUCUUUGAUAUCAACAUGAAAGGCUUAGAUGGUUUACAAGGACCCAUAUAUGUUGGAACUGGAUGUGUUUUCAGAAGGCAAGCACUUUAUGGAUAUGAUGCACCUGCCAAGAAGAAGCCACCUAGCAAAACCUGCAACUGUUGGCCAAAAUGGUGCUGCCUGUGCUUUGGCUCUAGAAAAAACAAGAAUGGGAAGACAAAGAAGGAGAAGAGGAAGAAACCCAAGCACAGAGAAGCAUCAAAGCAGAUACAUGCACUUGAAAAUAUUGAAGAGGGAAUGAAUGACAACCCUGUUGCAGAUUCAGAAUCAAACAUCGUGAAAUCAUCCAAUAUGUUACAAAUGAAAUUGGAGAAGAAGUUCGGGCAAUCUCCAGUGUUUAUAGCCUCCACGCAUCUGGAAAAUGGUGGAGUUCCUCAGAAUGUCAGUCCUGCAUCACUCUUGAAAGAAGCCAUCCAAGUCAUCAGCUGUGGAUUUGAGGAUAAAUCAGAAUGGGGAAAGGAGGUUGGCUGGAUAUAUGGUUCUGUAACUGAGGAUAUAUUGACUGGAUUUAAGAUGCACUGCCAUGGCUGGCGGUCCGUGUACUGCAUACCUAAGAGGCCAGCAUUCAAGGGAUCAGCUCCUAUUAACCUCUCAGAUCGUUUACACCAGGUUCUUCGGUGGGCCCUUGGAUCUGUUGAAAUUUUCUUGAGCAGGCAUUGUCCUAUCUGGUAUGGCUACGGCGGUGGGUUGAAUUGGUUGGAACGAUUUUCCUAUAUAAACUCUGUCGUGUAUCCUUGGACAUCGGUUCCCUUGAUCGUUUACUGUACUCUACCAGCAAUCUGUCUUCUCACGGGAAAAUUCAUUGUUCCUGAGAUAAGCAAUUAUGCAAGUCUAGUAUUCAUGGCUCUCUUCGUAUCUAUAGCUGCAACCGGUAUCCUUGAGAUGCAGUGGGGUGGCGUUGGGAUAGAUGACUGGUGGAGAAAUGAGCAGUUCUGGGUGAUUGGGGGUGUUUCAUCACAUCUUUUUGCCCUCGUUCAGGGUCUACUCAAGGUGUUGGCUGGUGUCAGCACAAACUUCACAGUUACCUCUAAAGCAGCAGAUGAUGGAGAAUUUUCGGAGCUCUACAUCUUCAAGUGGACAUCAUUGCUUAUCCCUCCCACAACUUUGUUGAUUAUAAAUAUAGUUGGGGUGGUGGUUGGGAUUUCGGAUGCCAUCAAUAACGGGUAUGAUUCUUGGGGUCCACUUUUUGGUAGGCUAUUUUUUGCCUUCUGGGUCAUUGUACACCUCUACCCCUUCCUAAAGGGAUUACUGGGCAAACAAGACAGGAUGCCAACCAUUGUUUUGGUCUGGUCUAUUCUCCUUUCCUCAAUCCUAACGCUCAUGUGGGUUCGAAUCAACCCAUUUGUGUCAAGAGAUGGUCCUGUAUUAGAAGUUUGCGGGUUGAAUUGCGACGAUUAGGAUACGUGAAUAAAAGCUUUAGUUGCUUCUCAGUUGCUACAAUUUUCCAGGAUGGUUAUGGUGUUGCACAAGAGAGAUUUGUUCUUUAGGAUAUGGUUAUGUUGUUGCACGAAUAUGUUGGUAGAAAGUUUUGGUUUUGGGGGAUGCGAUGUAGAUACAAAAGGGCUCGGAGUCGGGACUGGCACAUUAUUAUUUGUUUUAUCGGGUUUCAUCAAUUUUUCUAUUGCAUUCCCGUAGCUUCCUUUAGGGUAUAUGUUUCAGCAUCUGUUUUGCUAAGUGUCUGUAUUAUAACUUAUCCCUUUGAAGUGGGGGAGAUGUCUCUUAUAGGUCUCGCAAUUGUCUGUAUUGGUUCUCAUCUCCCUGGACGACAUAAAUUGUAUGCUGGAGUUUCAAGUACUGUGGAUUUCUGUCUUUCAUUUCAUAUAUAUGAAGCUAGACUUCCACUUUGCUAAUUUCCUCUCA
Messenger RNA from Juglans regia (Persian walnut), 4638 nucleotides. RefSeq names its product cellulose synthase A catalytic subunit 6 [UDP-forming]-like. The record is from RefSeq and is a predicted model, not a curated record. Gene Ontology annotation, molecular function: cellulose synthase (UDP-forming) activity. The transcript has 14 exons. Gene Ontology annotation, biological process: cellulose biosynthetic process; plant-type primary cell wall biogenesis. NCBI's taxonomy places the organism in Eukaryota, Viridiplantae, Streptophyta, Magnoliopsida, Fagales, Juglandaceae. Bases 856 to 4176 code for a protein of 1106 amino acids. Gene Ontology annotation, cellular component: plasma membrane; trans-Golgi network.